GAACUCUCAGUCUCUCAGGUAGCCUCCCUUGUAUAACCUUUUUCAUUGCUGGAGUUUCUAGAGGGAGAAAAAUCUAGUUUGAGGUUUCCCCAUCUCCAUAGAGUAUUGUUAUAGAAGGAGCAAUUAUUAGGGUUUUUCUUUUUCUCUCUGUAGAGCUUGAAGGGAAUGGAGGUGAUAACAGAGGGAGUUUCGAACAUAAACAUCUCGGAUUCUUCUUCUGCCAACAAGAAGAACCGAAUCCAAGUCUCUAACACCAAAAAGCCCCUCUUCUUCUAUGUUAACCUCGCCAAGAGGUACAUGCAGCAGCACAAUGAGGUGGAACUCUCAGCUCUUGGAAUGGCCAUUGCAACAGUUGUUACAAUUGCUGAGAUCUUGAAGAACAAUGGACUGGCUGUUGAGAAAAGAAUCAUGACAUCUACUGUAGACAUGAGGGAAGAAACAGGAGGACGCCCUGUUCAGAAAGCAAAGAUUGAAAUCUUGCUUGGAAAGACGGAGAAGUUUGAUGAGUUGAUGGCUGCUGCACAGGGGGAAAUCAUAGACAAUGAGGAGCAGAGCUAAAGCUCGAGACGAGUUUCCUUAAAAGUCAGCAUGUUCUUAGUGUCCAAGUUGUGAACCUCUAUUAGUUAUUCUUAAUGUUUUUUAAAUUAAUUUUCACUAGCUGCCAUGACUUUUCUAGGAUUUCUUUUUCUUCUUUAUCUGUUUGUAAAAAAUUAUGUUUUUCUUGUUAAAAAUUCAAAAUUGUUUAAAGUUCAUGCUUCCUCAAGGAUAAUCCGCUUUUACCAACCAAACUAUCAUAUCUACACUUCAGGUUGA
Molecule: messenger RNA, 813 nt
Organism: Carica papaya (papaya)
Lineage: Eukaryota; Viridiplantae; Streptophyta; Magnoliopsida; Brassicales; Caricaceae
Cellular component (GO): nucleus
Molecular function (GO): RNA binding
Source: RefSeq, a predicted model, not a curated record